UCUGUUUCUCUUUAGAGCAGAACGUGUUUUGUGUCAUCAUGUCUGGCCGAGGUAAGGGCGGGAAGGGUCUGGGCAAAGGCGGCGCUAAGCGCCACCGCAAAGUCCUGCGCGACAACAUCCAGGGCAUCACUAAGCCCGCCAUCCGCCGCUUGGCUCGGCGGGGAGGAGUGAAGCGCAUCUCCGGCCUCAUCUACGAGGAGACCCGCGGUGUGCUGAAGGUGUUCCUGGAGAACGUGAUCCGCGACGCCGUCACCUACACAGAGCACGCCAAGCGCAAGACUGUCACUGCCAUGGAUGUUGUCUAUGCGCUUAAGCGCCAGGGCCGCACUCUCUACGGCUUCGGUGGUUGAUGGCAUCCACACCUUCACAACACAAGUAUAUAAAGGCCCUUUUCAGGGCCACCCA
This is a messenger RNA of Rattus norvegicus (Norway rat), 405 nucleotides long. It is a transcript of the gene H4c1, whose product is annotated as H4 clustered histone 1. The record is from RefSeq and is marked validated. Gene Ontology annotation, cellular component: nucleus; chromosome; extracellular region. The transcript has a single exon. Gene Ontology annotation, molecular function: structural constituent of chromatin; DNA binding; protein heterodimerization activity. NCBI's taxonomy places the organism in Eukaryota, Metazoa, Chordata, Mammalia, Rodentia, Muridae. The coding region runs from base 39 to 350 and encodes 103 amino acids.